CCCUCAGUAUGCUGCUUGGAGAUGACAAGCAAAAGGAAGCUGAUCGGGCGCCUGGUGCCGUGCCGGUGUUUCCGCGGGGAGGAGGAGAUCGUCUCCGUGCUGGAUUAUUCCCACUGCGGCCUGCAGCAGGUGCCAAAGGAGGUUUUCAACUUCGAGCGGACCCUGGAGGAGCUUUACCUCGAUGCCAACCAGAUCGAGGAGCUUCCCAAGCAACUGUUCAACUGCCAAGCGCUGCGGAAGCUGAGCAUUCCCGACAACGACCUCUCCAGCCUCCCGACCUCCAUCGCCAGCCUGGUCAACCUCCGGGAGCUCGACAUCAGCAAGAACGGAAUCCAAGAUUUCCCAGAAAACAUUAAGUGUUGUAAGUGUUUGACGAUUAUCGAAGCCAGCGUCAACCCCGUGUCCAAACUUGUCAAAUUGCGAAUUUUGGAGUUGAGAGAAAACCACUUGAAAACUCUACCAAAGUCAAUGCACAAACUGACUCAGCUGGAGAGGCUCGACCUGGGCAAUAAUGAGUUCUCCGAGCUGCCUGAGGUCCUUGAACAAAUCCAGAAUCUGAGGGAGUUGUGGAUGGACAAUAAUUCCUUGCAAGUGCUACCUGGGUCUAUAGGGAAGUUAAAACAGCUCGUGUACCUGGAUGUGUCCAAAAACAGGAUCGAGACGGUCGACCUGGACAUCUCGGGGUGUGAGGGGCUGGAGGAUCUCCUCCUCUCAUCCAACAUGCUGCAGCAGCUGCCAGAUUCCAUAGGAUUGCUGAAGAGGCUGACAACUCUGAAAGUGGACGACAACCAGCUCACCAUCCUGCCCAAUGCCAUCGGAAACUUGUCCCUGCUGGAGGAAUUCGACUGCAGCUGCAACGAGCUGGAGUCUCUGCCCUCCACCAUCGGGUACCUGCACAACCUGCGCACCCUGGCCGUGGACGAGAACUUCCUCCCGGAGCUGCCCAGAGAAAUCGGGAGCUGUAAGAACGUGACGGUGAUGUCCCUGCGCUCCAACAAACUGGAAUUUCUUCCUGAUGAGAUUGGCCAGAUGCAGAAGCUGCGGGUGUUAAAUCUGAGUGAUAACAGACUGAAGAAUUUGCCCUUCACUUUUACCAAACUCAAAGAACUGGCAGCCUUGUGGCUUUCUGACAACCAGUCCAAGGCUCUGAUCCCGCUGCAGACGGAGGCGCAUCCCGAGACCAAGCAGCGCGUGCUCACCAACUACAUGUUCCCCCAGCAGCCCCGCAGCGACGAAGAUUUCCAGUCAGACAGUGACAGUUUUAACCCCACUCUGUGGGAGGAGCAGAGGCAGCAGAGGAUGACUGUGGCCUUUGAAUUCGAAGACAAGAAGGAAGAGGAGGAAAAUCCAGGGAAAGUUAAGGUGGAGAUAAACCUCAAGCGUUACCCCACGCCGUACCCCGAGGAUCUGAAGAACAUGGUGAAAUCCGUGCAAAACCUGGUGAGCAAACCCAGCCUGGGCGUGCGGCCCGAGAACGCGGCGCCGGCCGCCAACGCUGACCCCACGGGCAAGGACAAGUACGAGCACAAGUGGCCCCUGACCCCCAAGGAGAUCUCCGUGGAGGAUGCCUUCGGACAUCCUGGCAGCGAGAUGAGGAUAGGGGAGCUCCGUCCUUCCAUGCCCGAGACGCCGCUCUACCCUCCCAAACUCAUCCUGCUGGGUAAAGACAAGAAAGAGUCGACAGAUGAGUCUGAAGCAGAUAAGAUCCAUUGUCUGAAUAACAGCGUUUCCUCAGGCACUUACUCAGACUAUUCCCCUUCCCAGGCUUCCUCAGGGUCCUCCAACGCGCACGUAAAAAUGGGCUCCCUGCAGACCACGGCUAAAGAAGCAGUGAAUAACUCUUUGUGGGGGAACAGGCUGGCCCAGUCGUUCCCGCAGCCCCUGGAGACCAAGCCAUUGCUGAGCCAGCGGGAAGCGGCUCCGGCCGGGAACGUCCCGGCACGCCCGGAGAGGCGCCCGCUGAGCGACGCCUUCGCCGACAGCUGGAACGAUGGCUCCCACUACGACAACACGGGAUUCGUGGCCGAGGAGAGCGCGGCAGAGAACGCCGGCACCAACCCGCUGCUGAGCACCAAAUCCAGGAGCUCCUCCGCGCACGGGCGCCGGCCGCUGAUCCGGCAGGACAGGAUCGUGGGGAUCCCCCUGGAGCUGGAGCAGCCCGCGCUCAGAAACACACACGACUCUGAAGUGCCUCCUCCAAACCCUUGGCAAAAUUGGACCAGAACCCCCAGUCCUUUUGAAGACAGGACAGCUUUUCCUUCCAAACUGGAAAGCACCCCCAACACCAGCCCUUUGCCCGAGCGGAAAGAUCACGUCAAGGAGUCCCCCGAAAUGACGAGCACUUUCACUCCAGGAAUUCCGUGGGAAUACCACGACUCCAACGCUAACAGGAGCCUCACGAACGUCUUCUCCCACAUGCACUGUCGCCCAGACCCUUCCAAGAACGUCAUCUCCAUCAGCAAGAGCACGGAGCGGCUCUCCCCCAUGAUGAGGGAUUUAAAAACCAACAAGUUUAAGAAGUCGCAGAGCAUCGACGAGAUCGACAUCGGUGCGUACAAGGUGUACAACAUCCCCCUGGAAAACUAUGCAUCCGGCAACGACACCGUGGGCCCCCACGAGAGGGUGGACAAGCUGCUGGGCCCGGAGCACGGCGUGCUGAGCAUGUCCCGCAGCCAGUCCGUGCCCAUGCUGGACGACGAGCUGCUGACCUACGGCAGCGUCAAGGUGCAGCCGCAGCACAAGGCGUCCGUCACCAAGAAAGUCUAUCAGUUCGACCAAAGCUUCAACCCCCAGGGCGCCGUGGAGCUCCCGGCCGACAAGCGGCUCCUGUCGCCCUUCCAGCUCAACGCCGAGUACCUGCCCCAGCCGGCCAAGAGCCUGCCCCAGGAGCUGGUGAGCCCGCGGGGCUACCGCGGCUACGCGCCCGUGGAGCCCAUGUUCUCCUUCUCACAGGCCUCGGUCGGCGAGGAGCCGGCGGCCGCCCCGUUCCCCGGCCCGGCGACGCGCCCCGGCUUCCUGCGCAGGGCGGAUUCGCUGGUCAGCUCGGCGGAGAUGUCCGUGUUCCGCAGGGUGGGCGAGCCCCAGGAGCUGCCCGCGGCGGACAGGUACGGCCGGGCCCCGUUCCGCGGCGCCCCGGAGCGCCAGGGCAGCAUGGCCGUGCCCGAGGCCCAGUUCCUCAAGCGCAACGGGCGCUACGAAGACGAGCACCCUUCCUACCAGGAAGUGAAAGCCCAGACUGGGAGCUUCCCGGUUAAAAACCUCACGCAAAGGAGGCCCCUGUCGGCACGAAGCUACAGCACAGAGAGCUACGGCACGGCCCAAACGCGGCCGGUCUCAGCGAGGCCCACCAUGGCAGCUCUGCUGGAAAAGAUUCCGUCAGACUAUAACUUGGGUAACUAUGGCGACAAGCCUUCCGAUAGCAGUGAUAUAAAGCCGAGGCCUCCCCCUGGGAAGGGAAAUGAGAGCUGUGCUAAAAUGCCCGCUGACUGGAGACAACAGCUACUUAGACAUAUAGAAGCUAGAAGGUUAGACAGGACCCCGUCGCAGCAGAGCGGCCUCCUGGACAACGGGCAGGACGAGGUGGCCGUGGGCAGCCCCUGGACCCCCUACCCGCUGGGCCGGCGGGACGUGCCCCCCGACACCGUCACCAAGAAGGCAGGUAGCCACAUCCAGACGCUGAUGGGAUCGCAGAGCCUGCAGCACCGGAGCCGGGAGCAGCAGUACGAGGGCGGCAUGAACAAAGUCACCAUCCAGCAGUACCAGCCGCCGCUGCCCAUCCAGAUCCCGUCAUCCCAGAGCUCCCGGGCGCCCCAGCCCCAGCGGUGCCUCAUCCAGACCAAGGGCCAGCGCAGCACGGACGCCUACCAGGAGCAGUUUUGUGUGAGGAUAGAGAAGAAUCCCGGCCUUGGGUUCAGCAUCAGCGGUGGAAUAAGUGGACAAGGAAAUCCGUUCAAACCUUCUGAUAAGGGUAUCUUUGUUACUAGGGUUCAGCCUGACGGCCCUGCCUCCAGCCUGCUCCAGCCCGGAGACAAAAUCCUCCAGGCCAACGGACACAGCUUCGUACACCUGGAACACGAGAAGGCUGUGCUCCUACUGAAGAGUUUCCAGAACACAGUAGACUUAGUUAUCCAACACUCCCCAUUGACAUUGUUGCGUAUUUUCCCCCCCCUGCUCCAGGCCCUGCUCGGGAUAUUCCCGUGGGUGAGGCUUUCUGGGGUCCUUGACUGGAGUCCUGGGAAGGGAUGGGUGCGGAUGUUGGAGCUGACACAUCCCAGGGAGCAGCAGUGACCCCGAGCCAGCCCGGGAGGAGCGUUCCCAGCGCAGGGUCAGGGGGACAGCUCCUCACGCCCAAGUCCUGGGGCUGUUCCCAAUGGAGAACCAAAACGGGAAAACACGGGGAAAGCCCCCUGCAGGUGUUUUCAGGGGAUCCCAGCGCCCUGGAGCAAUGGCCAGGGGCUGAGGCACAGCUGGCUCCGGGAUCACCUGCACCAUUCCCAGCCAAAAUCCCAGAGCCAAGGGCGCAGCCAGAGCCCAGGGGCACGGCCGGGGAUGUUCCACUUCUCCAAGAAUCCCCAAACUCUCUCUCUGGCUGUGGGGCCUGGGGAGCUGCAGAGCCAGGGAAGCCUCCAGAUCCCUCCACCCCUAAUAAUUUCCCAUUUUCCCAGCGCCAGCUCACAGUUCCUACCAGGGUGAUGGCAAACCAGGAAAGUUCUCAGCCAGUUGUUCCCAACAGUGACCAUUUAACAUCCUCAAAUCCGGUUUCAUGUUUUCCCAGGUAUUUUUUUCACACAUCCACGCCUGCACCUGUGUUUGGUGGCAGGGGACAAGGGGCUCCACACAGGGAGCAGGCAGGACAAGGCUGAGGGUGAAUGGGGCAGCUGAGAGCAGAGCCAAGGAAAUCCAGGAAAAAUCUGAGUAGGAAAUGUCCAGGAGGUUGCUGUUGGUAGUGAGCACUUGGAGUGCAAAGAUGUUGCUUGGUUAAAAUCCUUUCCAAGGCCUAAAGGGGCUCCAGGAGAGCUGGAGAGGGGCUGGGGACAAGGGAUGGAGGGACAGCACACAGGGAAUGGAUCCCAGUGCCGGAGGGCAGGGCUGGAUGGGAGAUUGGGAAUCAGGAAUUGUUCCCUGGCAGGGUGCUGAGGCCCUGGCACAGGGUGCCCAGAGCAGCUGUGGAUCCCUGGCAGUGCCCCAGGCCAGGUUGGACACUGGGGACAGUGUGAGGUGUCCCUGCCACGGCAGGGGUGGCACUGGCCGGGCUCUGAGGUCCCUUCCCACCCACCCCACUCCGGGAUGCUGUCACCCCUCUGCGCUGUAAUUAGCGCUGAAUUACCCGAUGCAAUCAGAGCUGCUUCAGUCCCACGCGUGAGCAGAGCUCUGACGGGGAACGCAAGGACAGGGAACGCAAAAGCAGGGAGAGGAACCCCACGCGUGGGAUCGGCUGAGGGCAGGGCUCAGGACAGGGCUCGGGGGGUUUAUUCCCAGGAAGUGCCCGUGGAUGAGGGACAGGGCUGGGACAGGGGCGCUCCGUGAGCCCCUGGCCAGGCAGAGCCACUCCCGCAGCAGCAGGGUUGGGGACAGGUCCCAGAAUGACCCAGAGGGUGACAGAGCCACGGGGUCACCGCCCACCCUGGCAGGAUUCGGACAAAAAUAACCACAGCGAGCCCCAGCUCAGCGUCAGGAAGAACUGCUAUCCCUGGAGGAACAGCUGCCCAGAUCCGGGUGUGGGGUUUUCCUCUCCGGAGACAUCCCCACCCCAGCUGGAGGCAUUCCCUGCUCCAGGCUGGACGGGAUCACAUCCAGAGGUCCCUCCCGACUGCCCCUCCUGCGAUUCUGUGAACGGGCGGGAUGGCACAGCUAGAAUUUCCAAAGGAGACUGGGGAUGUUGUGUGCAGCUGGAGCUCCCUGCCCGUGCCCCGUCCCUGGCCGCCCCUUCGGGAGCGCACGGAGCCGGGGCUGCUCCCGGCAGGCAGGGCAGGCCCGUGCCGUGCCCCGACAGCUUCCCGGGCACCACUUUGGACAGGAUACGGAUCCACGGAUCCGCGGGGAGCUGGCCCGGCCCUGGAGCCACGGGCGGGCACAGCCGUGGUGGCACCGGGGCCAGGCCCGCGGGGUGCCACCACCCAAUCCCAAAAGGAACCGCUGGCAAAUCACGGAAUUUCAAACCAAAAAAAAAAACCCCCAAAACCCAGCUUUUUGCCGAUCCUCCCCCUGGCCGAUUCCAGCUGAUUUAGUGGAAUUGACUGACUGGCACCGUGGCACGGGUCAGGAUCGGCGGGGUUCCGGGCGCUGCUGGCACAGGAGGUGGCACCGGGGCCGCUCCGUGUCCCUUGGGUGGCGGUGGCUGUGUCCCCUCCCUCCCCUUCCCCGGGCAGGGCACUCGCUCAUCACUUCGGUUUUCUACCUGUGAGUACUGUAUCCAGUUCAGAACCAACUGCUUCCUUUAGUAAAGGUUUUACCAUUUUAUAAAAAGACAUGUUUAAUUAUGAUGGAGAUGGCUGUAUUGUAAUUAAUAUUUUGAGAUAAUUGUGAUUUUGAGCUUAAAUUAUAUACAGAAAUGGUCAUUUUUGUAUGUGUUCAAAGAUUGCUAUAUUCCAGAUGACUGUACUUUUCAGUUGAACUCCAGUAACCAUGUAAAUAAAGCUGAAUGAGGAAAUAUUUACUACUUUAUUAACAUAGAUUGUGAAUGUACUCCAUGGGGGGGUUUUUUUCGGUUUUGUUUUUUUUUUUAAUUUUUUUUUUUUUUUGCAGUUAUAAAAAGACUUACCGAACUUGAAAAGCUGCUUCAUUUUAUGUGCA
Messenger RNA from Hirundo rustica (Barn swallow), 6792 nucleotides. It is a transcript of the gene LRRC7, whose product is annotated as leucine rich repeat containing 7. Gene Ontology annotation, biological process: neurotransmitter receptor transport, endosome to postsynaptic membrane; neurotransmitter receptor transport postsynaptic membrane to endosome. Gene Ontology annotation, cellular component: postsynaptic membrane; postsynaptic density; adherens junction. The coding region runs from base 22 to 4287 and encodes 1421 amino acids. Gene Ontology annotation, molecular function: protein binding. The record is from RefSeq and is a predicted model, not a curated record. The transcript has 23 exons. NCBI's taxonomy places the organism in Eukaryota, Metazoa, Chordata, Aves, Passeriformes, Hirundinidae.